Cordyceps fumosorosea ARSEF 2679 is the source of this 921-nucleotide messenger RNA. RefSeq names its product Methyltransferase type 11. The transcript has 2 exons. Lineage: Eukaryota; Fungi; Ascomycota; Sordariomycetes; Hypocreales; Cordycipitaceae. The coding region runs from base 1 to 921 and encodes 306 amino acids. The record is from RefSeq and is a predicted model, not a curated record.
AUGGGUCUCGCAGCGGACGCGGGCGACUUCGCCAUGAAGAUGAUCGGGCCGUGGAUCUUCAUCGCCACGGCCGUGGCCCACUUCCCCCAGGCCUUCCUCUCCAUCCUCUCCUCCGGCCAGUACGCCAAGCUGCUCUCCCCCUCCGAGUUCCUCGCCGAGGCCUUUGGCCGCUUCUGGGGCACCGUCGGCCCCAGCAUCAAGGAGGACUUCAAGCCGCGCGUCGUCCCCGUCCUCCAGGGCCGCGUCCGCGACGGCCGCAUCGUCGACGAGCCCGUCUACGAGCCCGUCUCCGGCGUCAUCAUGGAGAUUGGCGCCGGCAGCGGCAUGUGGAUGGAUGUCCUGGCCGGCUUCACCCCCGCCGCCGCCGCCUCCGACGGGCCUGCCGCUAACCUGCGCAAGCGCAAAGCGGACGAGCCCAACGGCGGUGGGAUCGUCACCAAGAUUUACGGCGUCGAGCCCAACGAGAUUUCUGCGGCGUCGCUCCGAAAGCGCGUCACGAAGCUCGGGCUCGACGGCAUCUACGAGGUCGUCCCCGUCGGCAUCGAGCAGGUGACCGACCCCACGGCCUGGGCCGGCGAGAUCCCAGAGGGUAGCCUCGACUGCAUUGUCUGCAUCUGCUGCCUUUGCAGCAUCCCCGAUCAGGAAAAGAACAUUCAAUAUCUGUACAAGCUUCUCAAGCCUGGUGGUCGCUGGUACAUCCAUGAGCACGUCAAGGCUACGCGCGGCGGCCCUCUGCUGAGUCUUUAUCAGAGGUAUGUCGGAUUCUUCCACGGCUUGGUCAUGGGCGGCUGCACACUCUGUCGCUCUACGCUCGAGAACAUCCUAGCUGCGGGGCCGUUCUCCGAGGUCAACGUAGGCCAUCCGGAGGACGAGACCGGAUACGAGGUGAUUCCAUGGGUCAUGGGUAUCCUUAAGAAGUAG